AUGUUUUCCAUUGGGAGGAAGGAAGGACUUUGGGAAGAAGCGGAUGGAGUUGAACAGCUGGUAGCAGCGGAGCGUCGUCUUAGCACGAACACAUCACGCACAAUGGCGGCCAUUUCCUUGGGCUUCAUCGUCAUGGUGACGCCGUGGACCAUCCAGGAGGUGGUGGCUGCGUGCACGGGGUCCAAGGUGCCGCCAUUCCUGGACUUCCUGGCGACGUGGCUGGCGCUGAGCAACAGCUUCUGGAACCCCUUCCUCUACUGGCUGCUCAACAGUCAGUUCCGACUCGCCUGCAGGGAGAUGUUCUUCUCAAAGGGAGCAAAUGCAUGUGACAGUAGAUCAGUUGGUAGAUUGACUAAGGGAGGAAGGGAAGAGGAAAAGCACAACCUUUUGCACUUCUAA
Molecule: messenger RNA, 399 nt
Organism: Gryllus bimaculatus (two-spotted cricket)
Lineage: Eukaryota; Metazoa; Arthropoda; Insecta; Orthoptera; Gryllidae
Source: the annotation of a GenBank genome assembly